Molecule: messenger RNA, 2713 nt
Organism: Equus caballus (horse)
Lineage: Eukaryota; Metazoa; Chordata; Mammalia; Perissodactyla; Equidae
Source: RefSeq, a predicted model, not a curated record
AUAUAUAUUUUAAAGUAGGUAUGAUUUGAUUUGAGUGCUUACUAUAUCCCAGGUGCUGUUCUAAGUCUCUUACUCCUGUUAACUCAUUUAAUUCUCACAGCAACCCCACAAGGUAGGUACAGUACUGUUGUUAUCCCCAUAUUACAGAUGAGGAAACUGAGGCACAGAAACAGUAAGUGACUUGCUCCAGGUCAAAGGACUGGAAAGUAGCAGAGCCAGGUUGAACGCAGGCAGACUUGCUCUAACAUUUAGACUAUUUGCAAAAUACUUAAGACAAUACCUGGCACAAAGUUAGCACUCAACAGAUGUUAGCUAGUACUAUUAUCAUAAUUAUCGCUAUUUUGAGGAGUGGAAACUGAGGCUCAGGCAAGGUAAUUUGCUCCCCAGUGGUCCUCCAGCCAGAAGUGAUAACAUGGGGAUUCAUCCUAAGACUCCAUCAGCGGUUGCCACCCCUCUGAGCGGUUAGGUGUCCAAGCGCUUGCCUGUUUCUGCGAGGGAAUCUGCCAAAUCUUCCAGCCCUUGUCCCACCUCCAUCCUUCCGUCAGGGCCCAGCAGCCACAGCCCAGUGGAGUCCGGGAGACAUGGCCUGGCGGCUAUGGAAGCUGAGUCCCUUCUCGGCCCUUCCACAGUUUCACACUGAGCCUGUGGGACAAGGCCGCCCAUGUUCCUGUGACACUCAGGGCUUCCUUCGCAGACAGGACUUUGGCCUGGAUCUCGCCCUGGGGACGGAGGAGCUCAUCUCGGCCCCCUUCCUCUUCUACCCCCAGCGAUUCUUCGAGGUGCUGCUCCUGUGCCAGGAGGGAGGGCUGAAGCUGGCGCUCAAGGGACAGGGCAUAGGGACCACCAGCCUGGACCAGCUAACCCUGGAGCGGCUGCGGGAGCUCCGGAUCAGUGGCAGCGUGCAGCUCUACUGUGUCCACCAUUGAGGAGGGAUCCAGAGGGCCUGACCAGGGAAGAAGAAGGCCAGCCUAUGCCUGGAGCUACACAGUAUGGCCUGCCUCUCCUCCUCUCAUUAGACUGUCCACCUGUCACCACCAUGUCACGCCUGGCUCGCUUCUGGGGCCAUGAGCCUGUGUCUGCAGGGGCUUUGGGCCCCACAGCAGAAGGGAGGCACCAGAAUGUGAAGGCUCCUCAAACCCUGCCCCUCCCUCCACCAGGAGCCUGAGAUGUGUCUCAUGUCCCUUCAGGACCUGGAGCAGGAGGCUGGUUUUGUAGUCCAACAAAGACACUCAAAAUACAGUGGCCUAAAGAAUUUAGACAUUUAUUUCACUCUCAUCUAACAGUUUGGGAGAAAAUGGUCCAGGUCUGUGAGGCAGCUCUGCUCCCCAUGGACAUUCAGGGUCAUCCUGGUCAUCGUCCCGCCACUCCCAGAGCAUCAGCAUCAUCUCCCAGGCUGAUGCUCAGUGGCAGCCAUGUCUAGGUUUCAGCCACUGGAAUGCAAACAGGGAAUGUGGACAAGGCCCCUGAUUUCCUAAGCCUGGGCCUGGGAUUGACACACACUGUUUACACUCGCUCUCAGGGGUGAGCACGCAGUCGCACAGCCACACUGUGUGCAAGGGACGCUGGCAAUGUUCCCUGGGGGGAGGGCGGGUGCCCAGUCACAGUUGUAUUACUGCGAUUCCUGGUAUCUUUAGGUUUAUUUACACCGUCUUAUUGUGUAUUUUCUAUUUACCAUGCUAUUUUUUCAGCUUAUAUUUUCAGCUUUCUUGCUUGCUGUUGGAUUGAUGAGAUCUCUUUAUCAUCCUCGGUUUUUUUUUUUUAGACUGAUUUGUAAGUUAUAGAUAGGGUUUUACACCUCUGGUGGUUAUCCUUACUGUAUAUUUUGUUUUUUUAUUAACACAAUAAAAUUGACCUUUUGGAGUGGGUAAAAUUCUACUUUUAACAUAUAUGUAGAUUUGUGUAACCACCACCACUAUCAGGAUGUGUAAGAACUCCUUCACCCCAAAAACGCCCUUAGUCAUCCCUUGUUGUCACACCUCCUCCACCCCCUCCCUGAGCCCAGGUGACCCACCAAUCUCUUCUCCAUUACUCCAGUUCUGUCUGUUUGGGAAUGGUGUGUAAAUGACGUCAUAUAGAACGUGGCCUUCUGAAACUGGUUUCUUUCACUCAGCAUUAUUCUUUUGAGAUUCAUCUAAGUUGCUGUGUGUAUCAGUGACCCGUUCCUGUUUAUUAAUCAAUGGUGUUCCAUUGUCCCACAAUUUGUUUAUGUAUUGACCCACUGAAGAACAUUCAGUGUGUUCCCAGUUUCUGCCAAUUAUGAAUAGAGCUAUUAAAAACAUUUAUGUACAAGUCUCUGUAUGAACAUAGCUUUCCAUUUCUCUAGGUUUAAUACCUACCAGUAGGAUCAAUGGACAAGACAAACCUGAAUUAUACUGCUACAACAUAAAGGAAGUGUUAUAGGUUGAAUUGUGCCCCCCAUUCAUAUAUUGAAGUCCUAACCCCCAGUACCUCAGAAUAUGACUGUAUUUGGAGACAGGGUCCCUAAGAGGUAAUUAAGUUAAAAUGAGGUCACAUGGAUGGGUCCUAAUCCAACUGGUGUCCUUAAAAGAAGAAGAGAUUAGGACACAGACACACACAGAGGACCAAUCUUGUGAAGACAUAGGGAGAAGGCAGUCGUCUACAAGCCAAGGAGAGAGGCCUCAGAACAACCCAUCCCUCUAGAAUUUCUAGCCUCUAGAAUCAUGACCAAAUAAAAUUCUUUUGGUUAAGCCAC